Molecule: messenger RNA, 336 nt
Organism: Prunus armeniaca (apricot)
Lineage: Eukaryota; Viridiplantae; Streptophyta; Magnoliopsida; Rosales; Rosaceae
Source: the annotation of a GenBank genome assembly
AUGGGGCGGCUGUUUAUAGAGACGCUGAGUGGGCCAAGGAUCUUCAAGUGCAGGUAUUGCAAGGUGGACUCUGCGUCCCGCGACGACGUCGUUUCCAAGGAGUUUCAGGGCCGUUAUGGCAGAGCCUAUCUCUUCAGGAAUGUGGUAAAUAUAUCUCUUGGGCCUAUUGAAGAGAGGCAACUCAUUAGCGGAUUGCAUACUGUGAACGACGUAUAUUGUAGCUCUUGCCAGCAAAUUAUGGGCUGGAAAUAUGACAAGGCUUAUGAGCCAAGCCAAAAGUAUAAAGAAGGAAUGUACAUCCUAGAGAGGGAACGGAUGCUGAAGGAGGGUUGGUGA